AUCCCCGAGAGGAACAGAGACGCUCCUCCGCCCGUCUCCAUGUGGCUGUCGAGCAGUCACCAGGCGUCUGAGAGAGAGAGGGAGCUGGAGAAGCUGGUGUUCAUGCUCCUCACCCACACGUCACACAUUGACCUGAAAUCACCCAUCAGCCAGUGCCCACUCUGUGAAAAGUCUCUUUUGGAAGUUCUACACGUUUGCAACAUCUUCUCGUUUCCCUUGACAUCACCCAUGACCACGGACCUGACCCACGUGCCCUUCGGCUUCACAGCUCCUGGCAGCUACAGUAGAGCGAAGGAGCGUAGCUUUGGCUGCAAGGUGUGUGGAAAAGAGUUCAAGCGCUCGUCCACCCUGUCCACACACCUCCUCAUCCACUCGGACACACGACCCUACCCCUGCCAGUACUGUGGGAAAAGGUUCCACCAGAAGUCAGACAUGAAGAAACACACUUUCAUACACACAGGUGAGAAACCACACGUGUGCAAGGUGUGCGGUAAAGGAUUCAGCCAAAGCUCCAACCUCAUCACCCACAGCAGAAAGCACAGCAGCUACCAGCCGUACAGCUGCGGCCGCUGUCACGUCACCUUCCAGCGCAGGGUCGACCUACAGCGCCACCAAGAGACGCAGUGUGGCUAUUAA
Messenger RNA from Paralichthys olivaceus (Japanese flounder), 636 nucleotides. The record is from RefSeq and is a predicted model, not a curated record. Lineage: Eukaryota; Metazoa; Chordata; Actinopteri; Pleuronectiformes; Paralichthyidae.